AUGGAUCUGAAGGACACGGUAGACAGCAACUCGGUCCCAAAGGCCGUGAUCAAGAAUGCAGACAUGGACGAGGAACUUCAGCAGGCGGUGGUGGAUAUUGCGCACGAAGCCAUGGCCAAGUUCUCCGUCGAGAAGGACAUCGCCGCGCAUGUCAAGAGAACUAUGGAUGAGAAGCAUGGACCUACGUGGCACGCUGUGGUUGGCAAGAACUACGGUAGCUACGUCACUCACGAGACCAAGCACUUCAUCUACUUUUAUCUUGGUCAGAUCGCCUUCCUACUCUGGCGCGCCUAG
This is a messenger RNA of Ceraceosorus guamensis, 294 nucleotides long. RefSeq names its product outer dynein arm light chain 8. Bases 1 to 294 code for a protein of 97 amino acids. Lineage: Eukaryota; Fungi; Basidiomycota; Exobasidiomycetes; Ceraceosorales; Ceraceosoraceae. The record is from RefSeq and is a predicted model, not a curated record. Gene Ontology annotation, molecular function: dynein intermediate chain binding; dynein light intermediate chain binding. The transcript is spliced from 3 exons. Gene Ontology annotation, cellular component: cytoplasmic dynein complex. Gene Ontology annotation, biological process: cilium assembly; microtubule-based process.